Stegodyphus dumicola is the source of this 855-nucleotide messenger RNA. RefSeq names its product zinc finger protein 567-like. Lineage: Eukaryota; Metazoa; Arthropoda; Arachnida; Araneae; Eresidae. The record is from RefSeq and is a predicted model, not a curated record.
AUGCAUGAUUGUGCAAAUGAUAUUAGUGUGGCUGAGAGAAGUAUUUUACAGCCAAAUACUUCUGUUUCCUCAGAAGGAAUUUUUGAUUUUGAAUGGAAUCAAAAUCUGGAAAGAGUAAUCGUGUGGGAGAAUUCCAAUUCUAGUAUAUGUGAUAAUUCUGAGUCUGUUGUGACUGAUAUGGUUGAGUGUGAAAAUGAUUUUAGUGUGGCUGAGAAUGAUUUUGUUUGCCCUGAUUGUUUAAAAACUUUCAAAUAUAAAUACAAUUUGAAACGCCAUGUAUAUAAAUUUCAUCAUAGUAAUACUACAUUAAUUGAAUCUUUAAAAAAUCAAAGUUCUGUUGUGUGUCAUGGGGAAAGUUUUAGUAGUAUGGUUGAUUGUGCAAAUGAUUUUAGUUUGGCAGAGAGUAAUUUUGUAUGCCCUGAUUGCUUGAAAACUUUCAAAAAUAAAUACAAUUUGAAACGCCAUGCAAAUAAAUUACACUCUAAUAAUACUGCAUUAAUUGAUUCUUUAAAAAGUGAUCGAUCACUAAGCUAUAAAUGUGAGGACUGCCAUCUGAAAUUUAGUGACCUAAAAAAUUUGAAAUAUCAUCAAAAUAAAAUUCAUACUUCGAAAGUCAAUCAAACAGGUAAUUAUGUGUGUCCUCUAUGUUAUGCUAAUUUUGAAAAGCGAGAAAAAAUAUUUCAUUUCAAGAAUGUUCAUGAUGUUGAUAUGAAUCAUACUGCGCUAGAAUUUAAUUCAUUUUAUGAGUGUUUGGCAUGGAAGGCAGAAACUGAAAUAAAUACGAAGUCAAAAUUUGUUUCUUAUGGUACUAAGCAUUGUAAUAUACAUGGUGUAAAAUAUUGUUACGAAAUGUAA